AUGACCGGUACGAAACCAUCAAUAGGAGCAUGUACGCUCGUGGCCAGGCGGUACCGGCGCGUUCAAGCUCGGAUUGAAUUGCUCGCCCUAAGGAAGCUCGUCACAGAGGCCGGUUCGAUGAAAUUUUUCGCGGUGUUCGACGAUGAGGAUGGGGGGAUCACCGUCGUCACUCCGCCGCUCAACGGCACCAUCCUGCCCGGAGUCACGCGUGAAUCCGUGCUAACCCUCCUCCGCACGCACGCCGCCUCUCCCUCCUCCGGCCUCCUGACACUCCUCGCCUCUCUCCCGCGUCUCGCAAUUGAGGAACGUGAACUGACGACAGACGAGCUCAUUGUUGCGGCGCAAGCGGGCCGACUCCGCGAGACGUUUGGCGUAGGGACGGCCGUGCUGGUGGUCGCCGUCGAGCGGAUCGGUAUCUCUGAAGGCGAGCGGGAAAUCGGUAAGGUGACGGAUAUCGCGAUGAGCCACGGGAAGGGACUGGGGCCCGUCGGCGAUGCGUUAUACGAGAAGAUCCUCGCCAUUAAAGAUGGGAGGGAACAGUUUGAAAAUUGGACGGUACUUUGCUAG
Mycena citricolor is the source of this 567-nucleotide messenger RNA. Lineage: Eukaryota; Fungi; Basidiomycota; Agaricomycetes; Agaricales; Mycenaceae. The record is from the annotation of a GenBank genome assembly.